AAACCAGCAAAUAAGGAUACAGAUGUAUUGGCAUGGUGGAAGGCCCAUCAGAAACAGUUUCCUCAUCUUGCUUGUAUAGCCCGUGACUAUCUUUCAAUUCCUGCAACCUCCACUUCCUCUGAAUGCCUCUUUUCUUCAAGUAAAAAUAUGAUCACAGAUAAAAGAUGUAAGUUGGCACCAAAGACUGUAAGAGCAGGACAAUGUCUUAAAUCAUGGAUGCAGGGGCCUUUGAAGGAGAAGUUGGGAAUUUAUUCAAGCAAAUAA
Molecule: messenger RNA, 264 nt
Organism: Entrophospora candida
Lineage: Eukaryota; Fungi; Glomeromycota; Glomeromycetes; Entrophosporales; Entrophosporaceae
Source: the annotation of a GenBank genome assembly